AUGCACAAAUUCAAGGACAAGUUCGAGCACGAAAUCGACCACCUGGAAGAGUCCCUCCGAGGGACGCAUGUGCAUGACGCCAAAGCCCAGGCCGUGCAUUUCAAGCACAAGGUCGGCAAGUUCUUCAACGUGAUCAACCCCAACCAUCGACACGAUGAGGAGCACGAGCAGGCCACAGACCGAAAACGCUCGGCUGUGGCCGAAUCGCACCGCUUCCAGUCGUUCGCACCUAUUCACGAGGGCAAUCGCGUCAAAUGGUAUGUCGACGCCCUGGACUACCUCUGGGCCGUCUCCGAGGCCCUCGAGAAGGCCACCGAGACCAUCUAUAUCGCCGAUUGGUGGCUGUCCCCGGAAUUGUUCCUGCGCCGCCCGCCGGUCAAGUAUCAGGAAUGGCGACUCGAUCAGGUCCUGAAGCGUCGGGCCGAGGCCGGUGUCAAGAUUUAUGUAAUUGUGUACAAGGAGGUCAACCAAGCCCUGACGUGCAAUUCGGCGCACACAAAACAUGCCCUACGGAGUCUCUGUCCCGAAGGCACUCCCGGCCAUGGAAAUAUUCGGGUGAUGCGCCAUCCAGACCACAAUGUCUUUGAAAAUGCGGCCGACAUGACUCUGUACUGGGCACACCAUGAAAAAUUCCUGGUCAUUGACUACAAUUUAGCAUUUAUCGGAGGCAUUGACCUUUGUUUCGGACGAUGGGAUGCGAACCAGCACCCCCUGGCAGACGUGCACCCGGCCGGUCUGCGAGAUGACAUCUUUCCGGGACAGGACUUCAACAACAACCGCAUCAUGGACUUCCAAAGUGUGGAAGACUGGCAGAGCAAUGAGCUGAGCAAGGCCGACUACGGGCGCAUGCCGUGGCAUGAUGUGGCGAUGGGCCUGAUCGGGGACAGUGUCUACGACAUCGCCGAGCACUUUGUGCUGCGCUGGAACUGCGUCAAGCGAGAUAAGUACAAACGCAAGGACACCGUCGACUGGCUGUUGAUGGAGGGCCGUACUGGCGAAGACGAGGACCUGAUUUCCGUGCAACGGCCCAAGUAUCCAUGUGGUGACUAUAUCCAACACCCCCUGACCCCUCUGUCCACCAAGAAGCGAGGCCAGCAGGGUUCCGUUCGGACCCAGAUCGUGCGGAGCAGUGAUGAUUGGAGCAGCGGGAUUCUCAACGAGCACAGCAUCCAGAAUGCGUAUUGCGAGAUCAUUCGCAACGCGCAGCACUUGGUCUACAUAGAGAACCAGUUUUUCAGUAUGCUCACUCUUGUCUUGUACGCUGUGGAUGGUUUAUCUCACCAAUACUUUGCAGUCACCGCCACGGGCGAUCAGCAGCGUCCCAUCUUCAACACCAUCGGCCGUUCCAUUGUCGAUGCCUGUGUCCGCGCAGGCAAGGAAGGACGCAAGUUCCGCGUUGUUAUCGUCAUCCCUGCCAUCCCAGGCUUUGCUGGUGAUCUGCGUGAUUCUGCUGCGACUGGCACCCGGGCCAUCAUGGACUACCAGUACAAGUCGAUCUGCCGCGGCGAGCAUUCGAUCAUGGGCCAGAUCGAGAAGGAAGGGAUUGACCCCAAGCAACAUAUUUUUGUGUUUGCCUUGCGUGCUUAUGACCGCAUUAACAAAACCCCUGCACUCCAAGACCUGGAGAAAAAAGCCGGGGUGACGUACCAGGACAUUCAGCGUGGAAUUGCCGAGUCCAUUAUGAGCGAGAGUGUCCAUCCGUCGAUUGGCAAGGAUGGUGACCGACACGAGAAAAGCUACGAAGCCGACUCGAGCCUGAAAGAAGAAAAGGUACAAAAGCUUGAGAAAUUCGAGGAACAGGUCGAGCAGAUCAAGGUCGAAGAGGGCAAUGGUAGCAGGGACUCGGUUGCACACACAACAAUGCUGGAUGGUGGCAAUAUGUCCGAGCAGCCCUGGGAGGGUGACCUGGAGGCUGAGAAGGGCAAUAUCGUGCAGGAGGAACUGUAUGUGCACGGCAAGGUGUGCAUUGUCGAUGACCGCAUUGCCAUCUGCGGCAGUGCAAACAUCAAUGACCGAUCCCAACUCGGGUCUCACGACAGUGAGCUUGCCAUCGUCAUGGAAGACCAAGACUUCAUCGAGAGCCAGAUGGAUGGGAAACCUUACCGCGCAGCCCGAUUGGCAGCAACGCUGCGCCGGCAGCUGUGGCGUGAGCACUUGGGGCUUCUCCCGUCGCAGAACUACGAUGCUACGGGACAUCCCAAUGCGCGGGAUCCCAGUGUGUGUUUGAACACGAUCCUUGAAGGCCCCGAGAAUGACUUUGUCACCGACCCCCUGAGUGAUGCGGUGUGGAAUACCUGGACAGGGCAGGCUAGCGUCAAUACCGAGACGUAUCGGAUGUUGUUCCGGGCGGACCCCGACGACAAUAUCAAGACCUUUGAGGAUUACGAUCGCUUCCGGCCGCGUGGGGCACAUAAGGAGGGUCACCUGUUCGAUCCGUACCAGCCAGCGGCUGAGGUGCGCCGCAGACUGGAUAGUAUCAAGGGGCAUCUGGUGUGGCUGCCACUGGAUUUCUUGUGCGACGCUGAGAUGGCGGAGCCAGGGUUGGCAGUGAAUCAGAUUACCGAGAGUAUCUACACCUAG
Molecule: messenger RNA, 2580 nt
Organism: Penicillium alfredii
Lineage: Eukaryota; Fungi; Ascomycota; Eurotiomycetes; Eurotiales; Aspergillaceae
Gene: pldA
Exons: 7
Coding region: 1-2580 (859 amino acids)
Biological process (GO): phosphatidic acid biosynthetic process; intracellular signal transduction; cell motility
Molecular function (GO): D-type glycerophospholipase activity
Source: RefSeq, a predicted model, not a curated record